AUGACGACGCAAGAGAUGUCAGCACGUACGAUCGAGAAGGUGGUCGUUCAUCCACUCGUCUUGCGUAAUAUCAACGACAAUCACAACCGCAUGGGUACUCAGAUAACGCGUACUAUCGGUGUUCUUCUCGGCACUAUCUCCCGUAUGCCCUUCGAGGAGGAUAUCCACGGCCCAAUUGAUGCUUGGCGUAUUGAUGAAAACCAUCUUCAGUCAAUGUUCCGGAUGUACAAGGGCCUUAAUGACAAGGAGCAUGUGCUUGGUUGGUACAGCGCAGGCCCUACUAGACCCACAAGUCUCAGAGAGCGUGAUUUGCAUAUUCACGCUAAUAUCUUGAGGGACUAUGUUCCCAAUCCGCUUUGGGUCGUUAUUGAUGUCCCGCGUGUACAACCCCUAGAAGCUUACUACUCUAGCAGCAACGAAGACGACUUUGUCCGUGUGUCUACAGUAAUUGCUACUCCUCCUCCUCCUAUCAGCGGCCCGAGUGUCCUGGUGACUCAGAUGACUCCGGGUGGUGAGAACGGCCGGGUGGAUUUUCUCGAACGUUACUAUACGCAUGUCAAAAACAGUGUUAGGAUUAGCGUUUCGGGAUAUGACACUUCGCUUGAUGUUGUUGAACUUGUUGGAUAUUUGGAGAAGCACUUUGAGUCAUGUGGUUUGAAGGACAUUAGGGUGCCGACACACCCGGUAACCGGUGCGAUUAUCAGCAGUUCUGCUACUGUGGUUCUCCGUGGAGAAGGUGUAGCAGAUAAGGCGUUGGCUCUCAACGGAAGUUACGUUGGAGGAUGGAAACUGUCUGUCACCAUUUUACCACCCGUGUUGGAUGUGAUGAGCACUGACAUGACUGCCCGCGAGUUUGCUCUUGGUUACGCCGCCGCUGAGAACCCCUUUUAA
Messenger RNA from Eruca vesicaria subsp. sativa (arugula), 891 nucleotides. NCBI's taxonomy places the organism in Eukaryota, Viridiplantae, Streptophyta, Magnoliopsida, Brassicales, Brassicaceae. The record is from the annotation of a GenBank genome assembly.